AUGACUUCCUCUUCAUCAACCUCUGCCGCUGCAAAUGUUGGACCCUCUGCUUCCUCUUCCUCUUCCUCCAAUGGCAAAAAACCUAAAUAUUCUAAAUUUUCACAGCAAGAACUUUCUGCAUGGCAACCAAUUAUAACACCGUCAUGGGUCAUUACACAAUUUACAGUCAUCGCAGUUAUCUUCAUCCCCCUUGGUCUUGCCUCAUUAUCUGCGUCAGAGCGUGUGGUGGAAAUAAGCUACAGAUAUGAUCAGGAAUGCAUCCCUUAUAAAUACAGUGAUGAUGAAGUGGCCUUUAUUCAAAGCACUGCAACAAAGAAGACUUGCAUCAGGAGAUGGAUUGUUACAAAAAAGAUGAAAGCCCCAAUAUAUGUUUAUUAUCAGCUUGAUAAUUUCUAUCAGAAUCAUCGAAGAUUUGUUAAAAGUAGAGAUGACAAACAACUACGGAAUAAGGCAGAUGAGAAGGGAUCAUCAUCUUGUGAACCUGAACUAAAUUAUGAUGGAAAACCAAUUGUUCCCUGUGGCCUCAUUGCAUGGAGUUUGUUCAAUGACACCUUCAGCCUUUCAGCAAACAACAAGACUUUACUGAUCGACAAAAAGAAUAUAGCAUGGAAGAGUGACAAGACCAAAAGAUUUGGUUCUGAUGUGUAUCCAAAAAACUUUCAGCAGGGAAACUUGAUUGGCGGAGCGAAACUCAAUGAGAGCAUACCUCUGAGUGAACAAGAGGAUCUCAUGGUUUGGAUGCGAACUGCACCAUUGUCUUCUUUCAGAAAACUAUAUGGGAAGAUUGAGACUGACCUUGAAGUCAAUGAUGAACUUGACAUAGUUAUUCAGAACAACUAUAAUACAUACAGUUAUGGAGGAAAAAAGGUUCUGGUUCUUUCAACAACUACCUGGAUUGGGGGGAGAAAUGAUUUUGUGGGGAUGGCGUGUCUUGCCAUUGGCGGGCUGUCCUUGUUGUUUGAGUUAGUGUUCAUGAGUAUGCAUGUGAUGAAACCAAGACCUCUUGGGGAUCCAUCCUACUUGUCCUGGAACAAAUAUUCAGAAAAAGACCGUGUAGGAUAAUUUGAACACUUUCAUCCAUGGUGAGACUUCACAAAGCUCUAUAUUCU
Neltuma alba is the source of this 1109-nucleotide messenger RNA. RefSeq names its product ALA-interacting subunit 1-like. The coding region runs from base 1 to 1062 and encodes 353 amino acids. Gene Ontology annotation, cellular component: plasma membrane; endoplasmic reticulum; Golgi apparatus. The transcript is spliced from 8 exons. The record is from RefSeq and is a predicted model, not a curated record. NCBI's taxonomy places the organism in Eukaryota, Viridiplantae, Streptophyta, Magnoliopsida, Fabales, Fabaceae.